Messenger RNA from Cyanistes caeruleus (blue tit), 560 nucleotides. Lineage: Eukaryota; Metazoa; Chordata; Aves; Passeriformes; Paridae. The record is from RefSeq and is a predicted model, not a curated record.
CUGGUUUUUUUGGGAUUUCCCGCAGGAUUUGCGCAGGAAAGCCGCGCGUUUGGUGGCGGCCAAGUGCACGCUGGCGGCGCGGGUGGACAGCUUCCACGAGAGCCAGGACGGCAAGGUGGGCUACGAGCUGAAGGAGGAGAUCGAGCGCAAGUUCGACAAGUGGCAGGAGCCGCCCCCGGUCAAGCAGGUGAAGCCGCUGCCGGCGCCGCUCGACGGCCAGAGGAAGAAGAGAGGGGGCCGCAGGUACCGGAAGAUGAAGGAGCGCCUGGGGCUGACGGAGAUCCGCAAGCAGGCCAACAGGAUGAGCUUUGGGGAGAUCGAGGAGGACGCUUACCAGGAGGACCUGGGUUUCAGCCUGGGCCACCUGGGCAAGGCCGGCAGCGGCCGCGUUCGCCAGACCCAGGUCAAUGAGGCCACCAAAGCCCGGAUCAGCAAAACCCUGCAGAGGACGCUGCAGAAGCAGAGCGUGGUGUACGGGGGUAAAUCCACCAUUCGGGACCGGAGCUCGGGCACGGCCUCGAGCGUGGCCUUCACCCCCCUGCAGGUGGGGAUUUGGGGGG